Ictidomys tridecemlineatus (thirteen-lined ground squirrel) is the source of this 1551-nucleotide messenger RNA. The record is from RefSeq and is a predicted model, not a curated record. Lineage: Eukaryota; Metazoa; Chordata; Mammalia; Rodentia; Sciuridae.
AUGGGGCAAUCAAUCACGACCCCUUUGAGUCUCGCCCUCGACCAUUGGCAAGACGUCCGGAGUCGGGCAGAUAACCUCUCUGUAGAAGUUAAAAAGAAAAAAUGGGUAACACUUUGUACUGCAGAUUGGCCAACACUCAAUGUGGGUUGGCCAAAAGAGGGUACAUUUAACCUAGAUCUUAUAUUACAGGUAAAGUCCCAGGUUUUCAUCCAAGGUCCUCAGGGACACCCUGAUCAAGUACCCUACAUCGUUACCUGGGAAAAUCUGGCCUCUGACCCACCCCUCUGGGUCGCCCCUUUCUCUCCUCCUAAGCCUGUCCUACGAUCUCCCUCCGAAGCCCCACCUCCACCCUCUGCUCCACUUAUCCCAAUACCCGCACCCCCUCCCCAAACCUCCAGGCUCUAUCCCAUUCUUGAAAAACCCAGAAAGGCGACUCUGGCAGUGACGGAACCCAAGAAGGUUUUGCUGCCAGAAGAUUCAGCUCUCCUAGAUCUGACAAUCGAAGAAACCAGACCCCCACCUUAUCAGUCCCAACCCAUACUGGCUUCUAAUCCCAUCCAGGUCUCCUCGGAAGGAGAAGAAGAAGGAGUAGAUCCAGUCCUCAGUAAUCCUCCGGGCCUCUCCCCCAUGGUUAAGAGACUUCGGGGCUGCCGAGAGCCUGCCACCUCAGGAGAUACAUCGAAAGUUCUCCCCUUACGGCAGACGGGGGGCCCCAAUGGCCAAUACCAGUAUUGGCCUUUCUCUGCCUCUGAUCUCUAUAACUGGAAAACACAUAACCCAUCCUUUUCUAGUGACCCUGUAGCUCUAACCUCUCUAAUAGAAUCUAUUCUAGUGACUCACCAGCCGACAUGGGAUGAUUGCCAGCAGCUUUUACAGAUCCUCCUCAUUUGUGAGGAAAAACAGAAAGUUCUCCUGGAAGCCCACAAAAAUGUGCCAGGGGAUGACGGGCGCCCCACUAAACUCCCAAAUUUGAUUAAUGAAGCUUUCCCCUUGACUCGGCUGGACUGGGACUAUAACACUGAUGCAGGUAGGAACCACCUAUGUCUCUAUCGCCAGUUACUCAUAGCGGGUCUCCACGGAGCAGGGCGACGGCCCACCAAUUUGGCUCAGGUAAGACAAACUACCCAAGGGUCAGAAGAAACCCCGACUGCCUUUUUAGAGAGACUUAAGGAAGCCUAUCGGAGGUACACGCCUUUUGACCCCGACAGUGAGGAUCAGAGAGGUAAUGUCUCUAUGGCUUUUAUUUGGCAGUCCGCUCCAGAUAUUAGGACUAAAUUACAAAGAUUAGAUAACUUACAAGAUUUUUCUCUAGCAGAUUUAUUGAAGGAAGCAGAAAAGAUUUUUAACAAGAGAGAGACUCCAGAGAAAAAGGAAGAAAGAAUCAGAAAAAGGCAGGAGGAGAGAGACCUCAAAUUUAGGGAAGAACUAGACAGGAGGGAGCGGAAACAUAAUAAAGAAUUAAGUAAGAUAUUGGCCACUGUAGCUCAGACAGGACCCCAGGGAAAUAUGGCAGGCAAGGAAAGGGAACAAAGCAGACCCCGUUUAGACUGA